Molecule: messenger RNA, 1717 nt
Organism: Caenorhabditis elegans
Lineage: Eukaryota; Metazoa; Nematoda; Chromadorea; Rhabditida; Rhabditidae
Gene: plin-1
Product: Perilipin-1 homolog
Cellular component (GO): lipid droplet
Source: RefSeq, marked reviewed
CAAGAAAGAUGACUGACGUCGAGCAGCCAGUAUCAGUUGAGGAUCAACAAGCCCAAGCCCAAAGCUACUACGAUCAAGUCUUAGGAAAUGCUUACGUACAAACGGCAAUCAAUGCAUACACAAAGACUAAAGAGUUCCAUCCACUUCUUAACUCCACAUUGAAUUCAGCCGAAGAAAAGGUUUCCACUGUCGGAAAUUAUGCGGCUCAAAAAGCCUAUGACGGAUACAAUUCGUACUACGUUAAGCCAAAGAACACCGCUUAUGAAGCAGUCUCUUAUGGAACCGAGAGGGCCAAAACAGCUGUUGAGAGCGGAAAGCAAGCUGCUAUCGUUGGUGGUACAUUCGGAAUUGGAGCUGCCGUCGUUUUGACCCAAUUCUCACUUGCCUUGAGUGCUGGAGGUGCCGCCCUGGUCCUUGAGCAAGUGGACAGUGCUAAAAAGUUGGGAAGCAGCGCGAUUUCUACGAUCAAAGAAGCCGAGCUUGCUGUCGAACACAGAAUCUUCUCAGCUCUUCAUCAGGCCCAACGAAUCGCCAUGGUUCCUGUGGAGAAAAUCACAGAAAAUACUAAUUCAUUGCUUGACAUUCUUGACGGAGCAGUUCAGAAAGGACUCAAUAUCGAGGUCCCACCAUCUGUGAACCUCACCAUCGGACAGCGAGUCAAAAAUCUGGCUUCACUGAUCGUCCAAGGAGUAUCUAACAAGGCACAUGAUCAUGUUAUCGAUCCAAUCAACGAGAGAGCCCGUAAUUAUCUUGAGCAGCUCAGCCAAUCCUUCGUAUUGCUAGACAUCGUCCGUGAGAAGAAAACGUGGGUCAUAGAGAAGUCAAACGAGCUCUCCACAUCUGUCUUUGAUUUCAAGAAAACACUUGAGGAAGAGGCACAAAAAUACAAAGUUGCUCCAGAAGAGAUGUUGAUGAAACACAUUCAAUCAACCUCCGAGCAACUCUCAACACAACUUCAAUCAUUGCGUGAGAAGGGACAAAACGUUUUCGGUGAUGGAACUAAGAUUGACUCCACCAUUGACUACUUGGAGAACUUGAAGAAGAACUUCACAGAUGCUGAGGAUGUUUACAAAGUCCGCGACGAGGUUCUGAACGAGGGACGUCAACGGAUCGCCGAGCUUUCAACCUGGACGACUAGCCUUUUGGUUCGUCAACAAACCGAAUAGUAACUUUUCUUCUCAAUCACCACUUUACUAUCUGUAGUCUUUUCAUGUCAAAUAACUGGCUCAGUUCCUAAAUGAUGAUGACUUCUACUCUUUUCUCAAUUUUAUUUGUUUUUGUCAGACCUUUGCCCUCCAUUCCCCUCCUUCGCACCACCCUCACAAAUUUUUUUGAUAUAGAAAGCAAGUGAUAGGCUGGCGACGAUGAUGGCAUCUUUUGUCAUGCUAUUCAAUCUUCUUUCUUUUUGUUUUUUUCCUCUCCAUUACACCACUUCGACUUGACCUGUUCUACUAUAUCACCUGCGCCGCUCCUUCUCGUCAUCAUCGUUGAGAAUGGUUGUUGUGUGGAUGUUGCCUAUAUUUUGUCAGAUGUACGAUUACCUUCUCAAAUUAUGCACAGUAAGCAGCCACCUCCUCCCAUUUAAAAUUCUCACCAGUACCAUACUCCUCCCCACAUAUUUAUUCUAUCAGCCGUACGUGUAUUUUUCCAUUCUUAAAAGUCCAAAAUCCCUCGACCUAGGUUACCAAAAACAAGGGUACGGAAAUAAAGAUACAUA